UGUGAAAAAUUGAAAGUUUUAUUGACGUAUUUAAUAAAAUUUUUCAUUUUACACAAUUUUGAAAAAACAUUGAGAAAAUAAAUACAUAGAUCGAUUCACACACUAGUGCUACGAUUUAAAAACGUACAACUGGAAUCGCAUUGUGAAUGAAAAGAUUGGAAACUCUCGUUUCUCAUUAGUGAGUCCGAUGAAAUUUUAAGACAAACUUGAGAAUCACUAUUGAUCGAAGGCAACUGUGUCUUUGAAAAUCUAAAUUGUCGGAUUACGAUCAAUAGGCGACGUCGACCGUUGGUUUCCCGCCAAAAGGCUCUUUCUCAGGAUAGGCUAGGUAGACCGGGGCAGUCUGGGACAAACCUGGUAGACCGGGUAGACAGAUAGAGGGCGAACGGGCGGCCGCCAUUGGCGCCACUGUCAGCCGACGCGGUUGCUGUUUUCGUCUUGUCUCGCACGACAACGAGCAAUUUCGCAGGCGGAGGAAAAUUUAACCGAUCGUCAACCUAGCAGUGUAAAAAUAAGCGUUACAAGGGAUCUAAGGAAUUAAAUAAACACAUACAGGAUGGAGGGAGACGAUGGCCCUUCAGCCAUUAGUAACAAACCUACUAUUAUCAAAGCGGCGCAAGAAGAAAUGGGCCGAUUGGAUGUACUUGUAUGUGGACAAUGUCAUAGCGUCUUUCACUUUAUUGAGGAAUUUCAAGAACAUCGCACAAAAGUGGGAGCUUGCUCUGAAACAUCGCACUUUCGCGAAAACAACGACAAUGGACAGAAGGCGCAAGUUUGGGCGUUUCUUUUAUGGAAGGACUCACAGAUUCAACAGGAAAGCUCUGACAAGGAAGCAACUAAACCUUGGAAUUUGUAUCAGAAAUGGUGUAAGAUGGAUCCACACGUAAGAGAUUCAUGGAUCACAGCAGGGAAAACCAUACAAACUUUCACAAAAAUUAGUAAUGCAAAAAUGCAGGAAACACCAAGGCAUAUUCAAUCAAACACCACCGACGGUACCAAGCCUAUAGUAGUUCGCAAAGUUAUUAGAAACGGACAACCGGAAGAAACGAGCGAUGUUAAGAAAGAUACUACAAAAACUGUGGAUACGAAAGCACAGGAACCUAUGGAGAUCGAGACGGACAAGAGGGAGAAACCAAAAUUGAAACCGUCAAUAAAACCGAAGAAUAAGUCCGGCAAGGCAGCUACCGAUGAGGACGCAGAUCUAAGCAACGAGGAAUAUGUUGUUGAGAAAAUUUUAGCUAAACGUUUAAACACGAAAAAGAAGUGCGCGGAAUAUCUAAUCAAGUGGGAAGGCUACACAAUAGAGGACAACACAUGGGAGCCCGCAGAGAACGUGGCGAUUUGCAAAAAUCUAUUGGAGGAAUUUGAACGAAACCUUGCUAAACAGAAGGAGCUUAAAGCUGCUCAACAACAGGCUAGCACGAAAGUCGUAACACGUACGAGUUUACCUGUGCAGAAACCAGUUAUAAAAGUCGAAGCUAGCAAACCUGGACCAAGCACGGCAUCUCAAGCAGGACGACCGAUGCGGUCUAGUAAAUCAAAAGCAAUGGAUCAAGUUAAGCAGUGGGUCGGUUCGAUGAAGGACGAGGAUAAUGAUUUAACAGGUAAGAGAAGAAUCGAUUAUUCGGAUAGCGAUUCGGAGGAUGGCGGAGGUAAUGCUGCGAAGAGAACGAAAGUUGAUACGGGAAGCGACGACGAAUGGACCGGAGAAUCUGAAGAUGAAAGACUAACAGGCCGUAGCGACGUGAUACAACGUGCUUUCAACCGCGCCAAUGCUCAAUCCAACGGAUCCAACAGAGCGUCAGUCUCAACUACGGAUUUAGCCACUUCGUUAGGGCUGCAGUCGCCCGAUGGAGCAAAAUCCAACCAGCCUCCCGUUUUAGUAGCCAAUGCUAAAGGAGUGGUUAAAGUUGAUGCGAAGCAAAUGCCGAAUUUAACUUCUGGUGUUUACGUUAUGUCACGAAAGGACGGUAUCAUCAAGUUAGAUUCAUCACCUAGUGGCAAACUAGCGGUCAAAGGAUCUUCAUCGACGCAAGGUGUUUUGAUGGUGCCAAAUCGCGACAAUACAAACGUAGUGAGGAAACAAGUAAUCUCAACGUCGCAAUCGAACUCGAUGACUCCUGUGAAGGUAGUCUCGAAGAUGGAUGGCAGCCAAGUGGUAACUCAGAUGAAGGUAGUCCAAAAGACUAUCACGUCCAAGGUGAAUGCGCAAAAGACGGAACCUAUUAAAAUACAACCCAAGCCGGAUCCAACGCAGUUGCAACAGAUACACGUUGUAACUGCGGUGCAAACACCGUUAACUCUACAACCUCGAAUAACCACAGCUAUAAGACCUGCCUCAGUCACACCUCAACGAACGGCGGACGGUCGUCCUUUGUUACCCAGACCGGCCCUACGGGCUACAGCGCCGACUAGCGUUCUCGGUACCAUACGUUCACCAGUAAGAGCACCGUCUCCGAGACAGGUACAGCCACAGACGCCGCGUCAAGUGUUGCACAAGCGUACAACGACAGUCGUAAGUACUACGCAAGCCGUUUCGCCGAGCGCCGCUAGCACGGUCACACAAAUUAGACCGAAAUUCACAGUACUCACCACUCAACCUAAACAGGUGAUAAAAACUGGUGGAACCAGCCUAGUGCAAACCACACAAAAGCAAUCUCCGAAGUCGCCACUGGGUAAAACACAGUCGUUAUCACCGCAGCAAAAAUUACUAAUGAUAAAGAGGAAAGCCCAAGAAGCAGCGGGCAUAAUCAAGCCGGGUGGCCGUGGACUUCUGACAGGUGCUCGUGCUGCUGUGGGACGAGGCAGAGCGAAAGUAACUGAGUCGCCCGCAACGAUCGCGCAUGUGGGAAACAAACCUAAGGAGAGCAAACUAGCCGAGGGUGAUGGAUUACACAUGCAGUUUCAUGUUGGCUCAGAGGAGAGCAGUAGUGAGGGCGAACCAGAUUUGCCUCCGCCCGACCCGGACACCGUCACAGCUCCCGAACCAGACAGUCCGCCGCGUCCGUUCACAUUGUGCCCUCUCACAGGUCGUAUUAUCGGUCCGGACGGCGAACCGAUCGAGCAACAGACGGAACAGGAGCCUGAGUCGACAGCUCCUUCGGCUGCGUUGUCGAGUGUGAAAGAAGCUUCCAUCAUAUCCGAGACAGCGACGCCAGACGCCACGACGGCUACAACCACUACCACUACUACCACCAUCACCACUACUAUCAACACCAACAUCACUAACACUAGCACCGCCACCACUACUACCAUUUCCACUAGCAACACCAACAACAAUACUGCUAACAACACUAAUACUACUACCACUACUACCACCACUACCGGCGUCGUUGCCGCCGCCGCCGCCGCCGCCGCCGCUGCUGCUACUGCUGCGACCACAACGGCUGAAUUGGUCUUACCUUCUCUCGACUCGCUCACGACAGAAAGCGGUGGCAUGGUGAGAGUCGAAAUGAGUCCUGGCGGUACUACAGGUACUAUCGUCCAAACAGGCGAAACCGCGCAGAUAAAUCUGUCGAAUGUCGCGGUACCUGCACCGGAUCUACCUUGUUUGGACGAUACAUCACCCACAGUUCCAGUGACAACUGCAUCCGUGACGACGCCCUUGACAGAAGCCGCAUCUGGCGGCACCGAAACCUCCAUCACUACGGCGUUGUCGACAGUUACGGCGACACCUACAGCUACCGUGUCAGUAACAACGGCUGAUGUCAACAAAACCGAAGAGAAGGUCUCGGAGGAAAGAAAAGUGACAGACGAGGCGUCCAAUCUGGUCACAAUAGCUGAACAUGGCGUUGUGUAUCAGGUUGCGGGACAAGCUGAGGACGGACAGACACUUUUGGUAACGCGUGGCGCUGACGGCGAGCAGCAAUGCGUGUACGUUACUACUGAACAGCAAGGAGACGAUGGUUCCGUCUUGACGUUGGAUCACGCUGUAGCUGAAGCUGUGGCGCAAUUGAUUCCAGACCAAGUAAAUCUCACUCCUCAAUUUUACGUGAAGGAGGACGGGACAGAACCGACUGAGAAUUCAAUGGUAAUGUCUAUAAUGGAUAACGCAAAUGCAACCGAUGUCGCCGGUACUCAAGAAGACAACGAUGGACAGGCUCAAGUUGUAGCCCAAGUGGUACAAGCCGAGGAACCCACUCCAGGUGGAACUAGGAGAGUGGUGUUACUUUUACCGGAUGGGAAUUUUAUGAUGACCGAGGUAGACGAGGAACAAUAUGCUGCACUGGAGCUCGACAAAUGAAGAAGAUGCACGCAAUUCUUUUGCAGCCAAGAUGCACGUAAUUCUUUUGCGUACCGGGCAAAAUGUACACGACUACGUGUCGACUUACGCGUUACGCGCAAAUUGUACGCUCAUGUGUAAUCGUGAAUUGUACAUAUGUAAGAAGGUUCACCUCGUACGAUUGCGCUCAUUGACGUCUUAAAUAUCGGCUAGACAGGUAUUGCAAAACGAGAACAGAUGUAAAAAAAAAAGAUAAACGAGAGAGGAAAAGAUCGAGAAACAAGCAGAAAUGAAUACGCAUCAAGAAAUCUAAAGUUAAGAUUAAAUCAAUCUUACGACGUUCUAGAAAUGUACGCUCAGUGUAACUAACUGGUAUCUCAGUUUUUUCGUGUUUACUUUUACGUCAUCAAAUAGCACAGAUACUACGAAUGCAGAGUAAAGAUACAGCAGUACUUUCAAUACAGUGACAUCAAUAUGAUAUGUUCGUAACUAUUACAUUGUAUUUGUAGGAUAGUAAAGUAUAUAAUAUGGGGUUUUAUAUUUUCCAAACAGUAAUAAGCUUUGAUAAAAAAGAAAAAAAGCGGAAGAAUCUUAUUCCACGCAUACAAAGUUCAAGGUGAUAGUGUCGUAUGGUUAUCGCAACGGACACAUCUGUAAUGAAGUGGAUUUACAUCGCGUCGUAUAUAUAAACAUUAAAAAAGAAUAUCAAAAGAUACUAUUUAUCACAAAAUGUUUUGAUUUCGAACUCGCGCGAAUUGCUUUCAUUAUGCUGUGAGUGCUAAUGGAAUAUCAUUAUAUGAUAUGAUUAAAAUGAAGUAUUCUUGUAUGAAUCAUUCAAAUUAAUGAUUAUCCCAUAUUCGUUAUACGAUCGUAAAAUGUGUCUUACAUAACAUGGACUACGUAUGCUUAUCUAUAGGAUAAAUAAGUGCACUAACGAAACACUUGUAGUUUCCGAGUCUAUAAGGCUUAAAAUACAAUGUUGUUGAACUGAA
Molecule: messenger RNA, 5214 nt
Organism: Odontomachus brunneus
Lineage: Eukaryota; Metazoa; Arthropoda; Insecta; Hymenoptera; Formicidae
Gene: Chro
Product: mucin-5AC
Exons: 11
Coding region: 557-4243 (1228 amino acids)
Biological process (GO): chromatin organization; negative regulation of transcription by RNA polymerase II
Cellular component (GO): pericentric heterochromatin
Molecular function (GO): chromatin binding
Source: RefSeq, a predicted model, not a curated record